Molecule: messenger RNA, 1153 nt
Organism: Oldenlandia corymbosa var. corymbosa
Lineage: Eukaryota; Viridiplantae; Streptophyta; Magnoliopsida; Gentianales; Rubiaceae
Source: the annotation of a GenBank genome assembly
AAGACAUUUAAAACACUUACAAAGCAAUAUUCAUUCCAUCUCCCAUUUUCUCAUCAAAGCUUGAUUUGCUAGCUUGAGAUAUGGUUCAAUUGGCUUUCCUCUUUGGCCUUGGAGGCAACAUUGUCUCAUUCAUGGUGUUCCUUGCACCAUUGGCAACAUUUUACAAGAUAUACAAGAAGAAGUCAUCUGAAGGGUUUCAAUCGAUUCCCUAUGUGGUUGGAUUAUUCAGUGCAAUGUUGUGGAUGUAUUAUGCUUUCCUCAAAUCCGACACCACUCUUCUCAUUACCAUCAAUUCUGUUGGCUGUGUUGUCCAAACCAUAUACAUCAGCUUCUACCUGUUUUAUGCAACUAGACAAGCUAGGAUUCAAACGGCAAAAUUACUCCUUGGAUUGAUCGUGGUGGGAUAUGGUUUGAUCAUUGUCCUAACUCAAUUACUCUCAAAGGGCCAAGCCCGUGCUGAAAUUGUUGGAUGGAUUUGCCUGGUCUUUGCAUUAUGUGUCUUUGUUGCACCUUUGGCUAUUGUGAGACAAGUUAUAAGAACCAAAAGUGUGGAAUACAUGCCAUUUCUCUUGUCACUCUUCCUCACCUUAAGCGCCGUGAUGUGGUUUUUUUAUGGUCUUCUUCUCAAGGAUUUCAAUAUUGCGAUUCCAAACAUCCUCGGGUUCUUCUUCGGAGUCCUUCAAAUGAUAUUGUAUUUAAUUUACAAAAACAAGAAGAAAAUCGUCGAGCCGACGCUCCCGGAAAUUCAAACACAGAUCAUAGUGCUGGAGGAACACAAGCUCCCUGAAUUGCAAGAACAGAUUCUGGAUGUUAUCAAGUUGAGCGCGAUUGUUUCAUCCGAAAUUCAUCCAAUGGUUCCUCCUCAAAUUAUUAUUCCCAUGAACCCUAAUGGUGAUGGCAAAAAUGGUGAUGAGAACAAGAUUCUGGCUGUUCAGGUCAAGGAAGCUGCUUCAAACUGAUGAAAUUUGGUAGUUGAUAUAUCUAAUGUUAGUGCCUAAUUAAUUAAACCUAAUCCAGCACUAAAAAAAUGAAGUGCUUUAGUAUUUGUGAUGAAUUGUUUCUUUGAAUUUUAUCUCCUCCUCUUUUAAUCAAUUGUAAUAUGUUAAAAUUUCUCUUGUUAUUAACUAAUUAUUAUGAACAAGUGGUUUCCGAU